Messenger RNA from Colletotrichum truncatum, 2265 nucleotides. RefSeq names its product fungal specific transcription factor. Gene Ontology annotation, molecular function: DNA-binding transcription factor activity, RNA polymerase II-specific; zinc ion binding; DNA binding. Gene Ontology annotation, biological process: regulation of DNA-templated transcription; DNA-templated transcription. NCBI's taxonomy places the organism in Eukaryota, Fungi, Ascomycota, Sordariomycetes, Glomerellales, Glomerellaceae. The record is from RefSeq and is a predicted model, not a curated record.
AUGAUGGAACCGGAGCGGGAACCUGGGGCUUCGAGCACCGCAAAUGAGACGUCGUACCAGGCUCACCAAAACCAUGAAGACGACGAUGAGGUUCCACUGUCCACAAUUUCCUGCGAUCGUUGCCGUCGCCGUAAAGUGCGGUGUGACCGACGGCAUCCAUGUUCCUAUUGCGUCCGCAUUGAUGUGCCUUGCACUUAUCCAACAAAGCAAAAGCCCAAGGAAAGAAAGCAGCGCAUAUUCGUCUCUGAGCUGUAUGAAAGAAAGAUUGACUUCAUCGUAAAGAAGCUCGAGGAGUUCGGCCACGCGUUGGGCAACUUAGAGGGCCGUCCUGAAAUCGCCACGCAAGCCGCCCCUCCAUACCGCCCUUCACCGUCGACCACAGUAUCUUCGUCCAGCCCCACGCCAGAUAUGCUGGUAGCCUCCUCGCCAUUGAGUCGAGAUGCUAGCAAAAUUCUAACUCCCAAGUUGGAGUACGAGGGGGAGUCUUCUCUGUCAGCCCAAGCCGCUUUCGCAAACAGAUUCCUUCGCGAUGCUGUGAACAACAAGCCAUCUAUUGACAUCACAGGGGAGAUGGCAUCCGUCCUGGAUACAUUAAGUCGAACUAUUGGAGGCCAAAAGAGAGACCAAGAGCCCGAAUACCUCUACCCCUACGCUAGGACGCUCAAGCCAGGCAGUAACCUUCGUGACCUUCCCAUGCCACCCGUGCAAUCAGCAUUCGCCUGUCUUCGAAUGGCUAAAGAACACAUCCGAGUAAGGUUUUUCUGGAACCAUGAAAUAAAUUCCAUCUCAGCUUUCACGGACUAUUUUCUGAGAGUUUAUUCUCCUGGGGAUAGUGAUCCAGCGUAUGCUGACUUGAUCAUGGUCAACGCAGGCCUGUACUGGCUGUUUUUGGAAUGCAAGAAUGUCAUUGCAGAUCCAAACAAGAAGGCAGACUGCGAAGCUCAAGCGACGGUUUGCCGGGCAAACCUUGAGACAGUUCUAUCCAUUCUUCCCUUCCAUUUACCUUCCACGAUGGAAACAACCUGUGCCAUGACAGUAGCCGGCAUGUACUGUCUCGACACCUGCAAACCAUCCGCUGCGUACAACUUCAUCGCCACAGCAUCGCACAUGUGCCAGACGCUUGGCAUGCACAAUAUCGUCACAAUGACAAACGAUGAUGUGCAAACUAGAACAAAUAAGUUAAAGUUAUUUUGGAUAAUUUACAUGCAAGAAAAAGGGCUUGCGUUACGCCUCGGGCGCUCCUCGACGAUUCGCGAUAGUGAUGUCACCGUACCUCCGGUGUCAGUUGAUUCAAGAUCAGAAGCUGCAGUCUUCGGGCAGUUGCAAAAGUGGGCAGGGCUGGCAAGGCUGCAGGGCAUGGUGUACGACAAAAUUUACAGCCCCAACGCAUUAAUUCAACCUCAAGCUAUCAGAACCGCCCAGGCAAGACAACUUGCUCUGGAGCUUGAACAGCACACCAACCAUAGGUCUCCAGAUGAAAUGCGGUACUUGGAAGCCUUGCGCAAUGCCGUAGGAGACACAGUCUACAAAGCCUUCAUAAGCACUACAAGGGUCACUCACUUAUCCCUCCUUUGUCUCAUAUAUCGAGCCAUACCCGCAGAUCCAGGCGAAGGUACUAUUUUCGGAAAGGAGUGCAUACUGAACGCACGUCAAGCCCUCGAAGAGCACCAAAGGUGCAUGACUAUUAUAGCCAACUUUGAGGAAGACUUCCUCGAAACCUAUAUAAAUUGGGCUAUUCUGCAAUCCCCCUUUGUCCCCUUCACCGUCUUGUUCUGUCAUAUUAUUGAGACUGGGAAUGAAGACGACCUCAAACGCCUUGGUAGCCUCAUCGAAUCUCUACAGUUCUCAUCGGCCGACUCCUUUUCCGUCGGUAUACAAAAAGAGAUUCGCCUAUUCAAAGUCCUCUACGAUGUUGCUUGCAGCUACAUUAAUGCGAAGAAGAGCAGUUCGACAGAGCCAGGAGGCACUGAGGACUGGAGCGAUUCCACAUUAAUGGUACCCCCGGCCUUGCCGCAGCCAACUGUUCUUGCAACACCCAGCUCAACAGACUUGUCACAGACACCGUUGCCUCACAUGUCCGACGCUGGGAAUGUUAUGGGAGCAAUGUUCAACGAGCAAGUGCCGGUUCCUAACUGGAUGACAGGUGGAUCGUUUGGGAUGCCUGGAGAUACGGGUAUGGAGAUAGACCAUCAGGGGGCUCAGCUGGGGAACUGGCUCUACAUGAAUAACCAAAUGUUGAGAGCAUUGGAAGAUAGUUAUUUCUGA